AUGGAAAAGACUACUACCAAUACUCCCAGACGUACUCAAGAUGGGGCCAGAAGAGUGCGGAAGCGUAGUCUCACCAACGCCCGCCGUGAGCAAAAUCGACUUAAUCAGAGAGCCUAUCGUCAAAGGCAGAGAGCAGUACAACGUCUUGAUGGCUUACGUUCCUCAGGCUCGUCAGCCCAGUCGCCUGAACAGGGCCGACAGCCAAUAUAUCAGUUAGCGGAUGACACCGCAAUUGCGAGAGAUGUUGAUGAUGCUUCUAAGAACCGUCUAGUGACACCGUAUUUAUACCCUGAGCUGAUAUGGGAAGGAAGGGGAACCAAUGAUUCUUCCUUUGAAGACGAUAUUAUUCCGCAAAAUCAAUUGUCAUCGUCACCAGUUAACUUCGUUUUCACAGCACAAAGCAAUUCCCAACUAGCCGAUGAAGAUGAUUAUAUUCAUGCAAUCCUCUCUGACUGGCCACCUGCUGCUUGCCAUUCUUUUUCGGGCACAAACUCAAGCAUUUUUUGUGGUCUAGAAAAUCUAGAAAGUCUUGAACCUCAUAUCAACUCAAUUCCUAGCGGAUCUUCUACAUCGGACGAGACUAUCAAUCACCAAGAACAAAAUGCAUUAUCCCCAAAAGUAACGAAAAUUUCUCUGCUACAGGAAAACCCAAGUAUCACAUCUCUCCCUGAAGACAUACACCCUUUGUCAGUCACCUCGCCGUCACAAUCAGGGGCCAGAUCAGAACUUCCUCCAGAUGACAACCAGGGUAAUAGAGAUAUACAGGAUGAGAUGUUUACAGUUGAAGGCUUUGAUCUUAAUAAAGCUACACCAUCUCCAUCUCAGUUACCUGACCCAUGGAGAGAAUGUAUUCACUUUUCACGAAGUCAUAUACUCCUAGCAUGUGUUCAUAAUGCUCGAAGCAUGGGGUUCGAUCCUACGCUAUCACAAAUGUUAUGUCCACAUCCGGCUUUUAUGGAUCUCAUUCCGUUUCCCGUUUUCCGGGCUCGUGCCAUUACCUUGUUGGCCAUGCAGCCACAUUUGAUUAAUUUGCAGGAGUUAAAGAAUGAUCUGGCUAUUGAAAAUGGACUUUCCUAUUGGAGUACUGCGAGCAAUGAGGCCAGAACCCCCAUGGUUGGAGCUACACAAGGUCAACCAUGGGAUAUGCACAGCUGGGAGGUAGCUCCGUGGUUCUUGUGCAAAUGGCGCACGCUAUUUGGAGGGGAGGAUGGGGAGGUAUGGAACCAGAGUCUGUGGUGGCAAAGGGCCAGGGGCCUGGUUACCAAUGCAUACACCCAUUAA
Talaromyces proteolyticus is the source of this 1281-nucleotide messenger RNA. RefSeq lists its product as uncharacterized. The record is from RefSeq and is a predicted model, not a curated record. The transcript has 4 exons. Bases 1 to 1281 code for a protein of 426 amino acids. Lineage: Eukaryota; Fungi; Ascomycota; Eurotiomycetes; Eurotiales; Trichocomaceae.